GAGCGCCUUUCUUUCUCAAGUACUAGAGGAGAACAAGAACACGAAGACAGUGGUUAACUUCUAGAGGUUACGUGUUUUGUAAUAGAACUUCCUUCUCAACCGUUGGAGUUCUUCCCUGCUUGCAUGUUACAUUAUGACAGAACCCUACUCAGUCGUCGAUCGCUCACUGUCCGAUGAUGAAAUUCGUUCGCGACUAAAAGAAUUCGGCUACGAUCCACCUCCUAUUUGCGAUGAAAUCACACGAACUAUUUUGCUGAAGAAACUGGCGCGUUUUAUUGACCCUGCUUGCACUAUAGAACAAAGUAAUUGGGAGGACCACCACGAUUGGACUGGUGAAAGUGUUGCGCGUCAGCGGACCUCAUCCUUUCCGUCGAAGGCAAAAUAUGCGUCUCCGGCUGCUACCACGAAGAGAAGCCAGUUGAGAUGGGCACUUAUCGCUAUUUCUCUCAUUGCUCUCGUACCGCUCGUUCUCUAUACAAUGUUUUUCACUUAACUUGGGCUGAGUAUGGCAUCUAUGGGCCUUCAUUGUACUAACCGCAAUACAGACUGCUUUUUGAA
Molecule: messenger RNA, 558 nt
Organism: Dicrocoelium dendriticum
Lineage: Eukaryota; Metazoa; Platyhelminthes; Trematoda; Plagiorchiida; Dicrocoeliidae
Source: the annotation of a GenBank genome assembly